CAGCAUGAGCCUGUGUCAAGAGAGUAUGUCGGAGCAGAGCAGCCGGAUGCCUGAACUGCGGCUCCUCCUCCUGGGGAAAUGUCGCUCAGGAAAAAGUGCCACGGGAAACACCAUUCUGGGCAAAACUGCGUUCAAGUCCAAGUUCAGUGAUCAGAUGGUGACCAAAAAAUGCCAGAGUGAGAGAGGGAUCCUGAAAGGGAGGGAGGUUGUGGUUAUUGACACUCCUGACCUUUUCUCCUCAAUAGCUUGUGCUGAAGACAAGCAACGCAACAUCCAACACUGCUUGGAGCUUUCAGCUCCCAGCCUCCACGUCCUGCUCCUGGUAACUCCUGUUGGCUAUUUCACAAAGGAGGACCAGGAGGUAGUCAAGGGCAUCCAAGAGGUGUUUGGGGUUGAAGCCAGGAGGCACAUUAUUAUUGUUUUCACUCGGAAGGAUGAUUUGGGGGAUGCUUUGCUGCAAGAUUACAUUGAAAACAAUGAGUCUCUCAAGGAGUUGGUUCAGAAUUAUGGGAGCCGAUACUGCCUUUUCAACAACAAGGCAGGUGAAGAUGAGCAGGUCACCCAGGUGUUGGAGCUCUUCCGCAGGAUAGAUCACUUGGUAAAUGAGAACCGAGGACCAUAUUGUGUGAACUUCAAAACUGCAGGCAGCAGAUUUCAGGAGGGUGUACAUGAAACUAAAUCUCAGGAGGGAGACAAUCCAUGUGGACCACAGGAGAGGCAACUGCAGGCCACAGGACCUGAACAGAAUUCAGGAACAUCAGAACUGAAGGUCCUCAUCGUGGGAAAGCGUGGGGUUGGAAAAAGUGCAGCAGGAAACAGCAUUCUGGGGAAGAGGGUCUUUGAGACCAAAUUCAGCGAGGAGUCAGUAACCCAGAACUUUCAGUCUGAGAGCAGAAUAUGGAGAGGGAAGAAAGUUUUGAUCAUUGAUACUCCAGACAUCUCAUCUUCAAAGAACAUUGCAUCAGAGCUUAGAAAACACACCCUUCCAGGCCCUCAUGCCUUCCUGCUGGUGAUGCCAUUGGGUUCUUACACCAGGAAAAAUGAAGCGAUGCUAGACAUCAUACAGAGGCAUUUUGGAGACAAAUUAUUUGAGUACAUGAUCAUUCUCCUUACAAGGAAAGAAGACUUAGGGGAUCAGGAUCUAGAUAUGUUCUUAAACAGAAAUGAAGCUCUCCAUAAGCUCAUCCAGAAAUGUAAGAACAGAUACAGUGCCUUUAACUGCCAGGCAAUGGGAGAGGAGAAGCAAAGGCAGGUGGAUGAACUCCUGCAAAAAAUCAAGAGCAUGGUGCAACAGAAUGGGGAGAAGCCUUGCAUUUUAAGAGAAAAAGAGACCCUGAGCAUUAUACUUGUAGGGAGAAGUGGGACUGGAAAGAGUGCUACCGGGAACACCAUCCUGGGGAGGCCCAUCUUCCUCGCUCAGCUCCAAGCCCAGCCGGUCACCAAGAUGUGCCAGAAUGGCAGGGAGAAUUGGGAUGGGCAGGACGUGGUGGUUGUGGACACUCCUUCCUUCAACCAAAUGCUCGGUGUUGAAAAGGAUCCAUUUCAGUUAGAGGAAGAGGUCAAACGCUGUUUGUCCUACUGUGAAGAAGGAACCAAGAUUUUUGUCCUGGUGUUUCAGCUGGGGCGGUUCACUGAAGAGGACAAAACAGCGGUGUUGAAACUGGAGGCCAUCUUUGGGGCAGGAGUGAUGAAAUAUGCCAUUGUGCUGUUCACCCGGAAGGAAGACCUAGGGACCGGGAAGCUGGAAGACUACAUCAAGAACACAGAUAACAAAGUUCUUAAGAACAUAAUUAAAAAGUGUGGAGGCCGAUUUUGUGCUUUUGACAACAAAGAAACUGGCCAAGCUCGGGAAACCCAGGUGAAAGCGCUUUUGACAAUGGCCAAUGAUCUGAGAGAGAGCCAUGGAGGGUAUGGGUAUCCACAUCCUUGGGUGGAUGUCAGGAAACGAAUUAAAAAUGUUCCGGAAAAGCCCAAACCCCCAAAAUUCCUAAUGAAUUUAACAGGACUGUUACCAUAA
Carlito syrichta (Philippine tarsier) is the source of this 2017-nucleotide messenger RNA. It is a transcript of the gene GIMAP8, whose product is annotated as GTPase, IMAP family member 8. The transcript is spliced from 4 exons. Gene Ontology annotation, molecular function: GTP binding. The record is from RefSeq and is a predicted model, not a curated record. Lineage: Eukaryota; Metazoa; Chordata; Mammalia; Primates; Tarsiidae. Bases 5 to 2017 code for a protein of 670 amino acids. Gene Ontology annotation, cellular component: endoplasmic reticulum.